AUGGAUAAGUUAUCUAUCCAAUGCUUUUUUAUCUUCUUAGUUCUCACCAGCUUCGUCACUACCGUCUCGUGUUUGAGUGCUACAACAGAUUCAAGAGAAGUUGAGAAUGAAAGGGAGUUCAGCUACGAGCAGAACAAAGAGAACGGGCCAUCGAAAUGGGGAAAGAUAAAACCGGAAUGGGCAAUGUGCGGGAAAGGAGAUUUGCAAUCACCAAUUGAUCUUACUAACAAAAGAGUUACCAUUGUUACUCAUUUCCAAAAGCUUACUAAAGAUUACAAACCUUGCAACGCCACUCUCAUUAAUAGAGGCCAUGACAUGAUGCUGAGAUUUGAAGGAGAAGGGCCAGGAAGUUUUAUGGUAAAUGGAACUGAUGAAUAUAAACUUCUACAGCUUCAUUGGCACUCUCCUUCAGAACAUACUAUAAAUGGAAGAAGGUUUGCUCUUGAGCUUCACUUAGUUCAUGAAAACAUUAACGGAAGCUUGGCUGUAGUGACAGUGCUCUACAAAAUUGGAAGGCCAGACUCUUUUCUUAGAUCGCUGGAAAAGAAACUGUCGGUGAUCACAGAUCAAAGUGAAGCAAAGAAAAAUGUAGAAAUGAUUGACCCAAAGAGUAUUAAGAUUGGGAGCAGAAAGUAUUAUAGAUAUCUUGGAUCACUCACCACUCCUCCUUGUACACAAAAUGUCAUUUGGACCAUCGUUAGAAAGGUACGGACUGUGACAAGAAACCAAGUGAGAUUACUCCGAGUGGCUGUUCACGAUAAUUAUGAUACCAAUGCUAGACCGGUUCAACCUAUAAAUAAGCGUGUGGUAAAGUUAUUCACACCAAAAAUUCGAUGAAUCAACGUAC
Messenger RNA from Capsella rubella, 847 nucleotides. RefSeq names its product alpha carbonic anhydrase 2. Bases 1 to 837 code for a protein of 278 amino acids. NCBI's taxonomy places the organism in Eukaryota, Viridiplantae, Streptophyta, Magnoliopsida, Brassicales, Brassicaceae. The record is from RefSeq and is a predicted model, not a curated record. The transcript is spliced from 7 exons. Gene Ontology annotation, molecular function: carbonate dehydratase activity; zinc ion binding.